CGAAAAAGAUGUAUUCUCCCACGAAAAUCCGAACCGAGCGGACGUAUCGCGCGCGCCGCGUAGAUACACAGCCCAUAGAUACUAUUUCCCCUGGCUCGUCGGUGGUGUGUAUUGCAGCAGAAGCAAGGUCUCUCUGCGUGUGAGAGCGUCUCCGUGAAAAUUCAAUAAAACAAAGAGCCAAGUGAAAAUCGGUUCGAAAUGCCAAUUGUCUAGCGACUUGAGGGAAAAUCGAAGGAUUAAACUGCAAGGAGAAAAACUGUGUUGGUGUACAGCUUAAAAACCGCUUAAAGUGUGUGCUUCGUGUGUGAUUCGCUUAAUUUAGUUUUAAUUAAUAUCAAUAAAAAGUGCAAAAAACACGACUUUGUCUACUGGAAAAGUAUCUAAACCCCAAUUAUUCGCCGAAGAGCAUUCGUUUUAAUUCGAUUGACACAGAGAGUGAGAGGGACAGAGAGACGAGGCGACUUAAGGGGAGGCAGAGAGCAAGAGAGGGAUCCCCAACCUCGACACAGACGCAUUUGAACCGUGCAAAUGGUGGUGGAGCAGCCAGUGGCAAAAACAACAAUCAUGCGAAUGUAGCGCCACUCUCCUCUCUUCGCCGCCUUGCUUUUGCGCAGAGAUCUGCGGCGAAUUGAUCGAUUUCGCCGCAGCUGUGUGUUUGGAAACACCUUGCUCCAAUAUUUUAGCACCCCCCUCCGUCUGCACGACCAUCGCAGUUUCAGUCUCAGAUUCGGUUCGCUUCGUGCUCUUUCUGCUGCCCUGCAGCGGAAAAUUCAACGAAAAAUCACUGAGACAUUUGCAGAAACUCCCAAAAAAGAAAAGAAAAGAAAACCGAAAACGGGCUACGAUUCUUGCAUUUUCCAAUGCUGGUUGGCUGCGCUUUGCACGCGAUUUCCUCUGUUGCUGCAUUUUCCUCCAAGACAACAAGAAUAACGGGUAAAACCAGGAGAACGGCUCCAGCACAAGAAGAAGAAGAAGAAGAAGCAGCAGCUCCAACAUUGUCGUCGCGACGUCGACGUCAGCGCCGCUGCAGCGCCGCAGCUUCAUCAGCUAGCCAUGAACUACAACUACAAAUACAACUGCAACAAAAACUCCAUCUGCAGCAGCCCCAACAACAACAACAACGAAGGCAGAGAACAGGACACGCAGCAGCAAAAGCAGCAAGAGCAGCAUCAGCAUCCACAUCAGCAACCAAUGCAGGCGGCACUGAGGACAGCGAGCUCCAGCUCCAGCUCCAGCUUUAGCUCCACCAUCUCCACCACCACCACUUCUGCGACUGCGACUGCGUCCACAUCCAAGACGAGAGCAGGAACAACGUCGUUAAUCUAUUUACCGCCUUUCUGCUAUCCAUGUAAGCAUGUGCCUGCGGCCGGCACCCGAAGUCGGAGCAGGAGUCAGACCCUGAGCCAUGGUGGCAGGAGCAUCGAGGGCAGCUGCUUUUGUCCGCCCGGCUGGGAACAUAAAAAUUAUGAUAAACAUGCUUCAGCGGCGACGUUGACACCAGCAACAGCAGCAACAACAACUGCAGCAACAACCACAGCAACAACUACAGCAAAAUCCACAGCAGAACCUGCAGCGGCAACAAUGUCCUCCUCCUCGACUGGUGAAUUCCUGCUGCCGGGUGUUCAGUUACCCGUUGACUCGACGGGGCAUAGAUGCACCGAUCUCCGGCAGACGUCGCAAUUAGUUAUGCCCACUGUUGCCGGCGGUAGCGCGGAUGUGGAUGCGGCUGUAGAAGCGAAUGCGGAUGUCUUGGAAUGCGGCAAGCGAUGCUGGCGACGUGAGCGAAUCCGGCGCGAAGGACCAAGUCAUGCGUCUGGCGCUCCGCUGGCCCAGGUAAAUCCAAUCAUCGCUAGCCCGGCAACAAUGGCCGGAGCAGGUGGAGCGGGAGAAGGUGCGACAGCAGCGAUAACCGCACACGAAUCGCAAACAACGACAAAAACAACGGCGAGGGGCACAACUGGUGCUGCAUUGCCGCACGAUGGAGAGUAUGAUGAAUGUAGGUGCUUUAACUAUAACGGUGAUAUUAGUCUGGAUCGGCGGGGCGAGGCCGCGGAACUUUCCGGCGGCAUUACGUGGCUGAUGUUCUUGUGGCAGCAGCUGCUGCCGGGCAACGGAUACGCCAUCUCCCACUCCCACGAAUCCAGCUUCCCGGCGGGGACAACAAUAACAACGAAUAUCGAGGCGAGAAGGAGCAGGAGCUGCGCCAUGACGUCGACAAAAAGUUGGCUGGGACCGCUGCUAAUGCUGCUUUUGGCCACGUCCGUCAGCGGCUGGGGCGGUCGGCAAGAAACACCCACAAAUUGCACAUUUCCGGCUCGAUGGGAGGGCUCCUGGUUCCUGUCCGGCUAUCAGCAAUCCAUUCACAUCAAGGGCUCCCAGUUCAGCUACCGCGGCAGGUGUGCGGCCUCCGAUGGUAACAAAUAUCUCAUUGUCGACGAGAAAGGAUGUCAUCGUUGCCUGGUUAUCUAUGAGAAGCAUAAAAAUGUGCUCCAAUAUAAAGAAAACUUUUGCAAGGGCCGUGAGACUUUACAGAACCUCUGCGACCAGAUUCCGGGCGAUGCCCUGCUCUACUCGCUGUUCCGGGAGAGCGCCGAGCCGGUCAAGUGUCCGCUCAAGGGACCCUUCAUCUUUACGUAUAACCGAGGCCAUGGGGAGUGCAAGUCGCCGGUGUCCAACAUCGAGAGCUGCACGGAGGAGAGCCGCCUCCUGCUGAGCUUCCAGGCCUGUCCCGAUGUCCAGGGCACCGAGAGCACGGUUGAGGAACUGACGUGCCUGGCAACCUGGAAAGAUGGCAACUCACGCUACUUGGUCGGCCUGGUCUCGCACCAUCACGCCAUUUCGAACGAGGAGCGCUACCGCUGCUUUGUCUACGAGAAAAUCUCCUCGCUGAUGGGCGGACCCAGCAUGCUCAGCUCGAAGGAUGCCGAAUAUAAGCUGGCCCAAUCCGGCGACGCCACUUGCAAUGGCUUAGACAGUGCCGAGGUCGGCUCACGUAUCAUGUCGCUGCGCAAGCCGCCCGUCGCCGAGCGCUGCGACUUUCCGGCGUGGUUCAAGGGACAGCGCCACUGGCAUGCCCUCAUGGGGAACGCCGUCUACAAUUAUCAUUCCAACGAUGGGUCCGUGCACAUUAUUAAGCCCAACGGCUACAUGGAGACACGUGCGCUGUGCGAGCAAAUAAAUAAACAGACCCCCACCGAAAUGAUGGCCGUGGUGCACUACACCACCGGUUGCCAAUCGGGAUUCAUGUGCAUGAUGUUCUACCGACGGGACACGUUCGUCAUCGAGAUACAGACGGGCAAGCCGGCGAUUCGCCUGGAGGACGCCUGUGCACCGGAUCACUUUGACAUCAAUAAGAUGGCCUACAUCACCUUGCUGGCCAGAGACUCGGACUUGGCCAUCUGUCCCAUGGAGGGCAUCUACACGCUGCGCGGAGGGAUCGGUCCGCCGUAUCUGGCCACUCGCCACAAGCGCAAUCACAAUGGAAAGUCGCAUCUGGGCCAUGGCCACCACCACCACGAGUCCACUGACUCGGGAAAUUUCGGCCACAAAGGACACAGUUCGCUGAGCUUCCGCAACGCGGAGCGCAUGGAGCGCGGCUCCUGGCACGCCAACACCCGCGGCCUUCCAGUCCGCAGUCGACGCAACGCGCCCAAGGAUCCGCAGGAGCAGCAUCCGCAGCAGCAGCAGCAGCAGACGCAGCAGCAGGGGCAGAAGGGGCAGCAGCAGGAGGCGCUGGUCCUGGAAAAGGUCAACAGCAGCAGCGACACGAGCGUGGGAUUCGUGGCCACGCGGAGCCGGCGGGACGUUCCCGGCUGUCCCAACUACAGUGCCCAGCGGCAACUCUGGGUCGGCUGCACGGCGGCGAACCUGAUCGACGUCAGUCCGCUGUGCAGUGUCGAGGGGGAGGAGGAGUACUCCUGCCACGGAUCGUGGAGCGAGAACAGCACCUUCUACAUCGUUGCCCGGCACAAGGGGAGCAAGCACGGGGUCUGUCUGACCUAUCGACCCACGGAGGGCACCUCCGCCAAGUUGGUUGUGGGGGAUGCCUGCUACCGCGGCACUCAGAAGCCCCCCGAUCAUCACCUAGAAGCCAGUCUUACAGUUUUGGGUAAAUGUGGCGAAACUGGAGUUAGUUCCGCAAAGACCCACCUGGUUAACUGGCUUCUCCUGGUGGCAAUGGCAUCGUGGCUUCACCUGCGCAGCUGAGGGACAGGAGGCAGAAACCCCAAAUCCACAUAGGCAACUUAGCGUGACAAGCCAAAGCGCCACGUAUACAUCACUAAAUCCCGAAAACCAAAUCCCAUUAUGAUCGACAUGUAUACAAGACACAUCUAAGACUUAUUGUAUAUUUCGUGUAGUACGUGUAAGGCGAAAUCGAACCACUUCGCACUGGUUUGGCUGUAUAUAAUGUAUUGUUUUUUUCUUUAGUAAUGAUACACACCUUUGUUUAGUUCUAAGUGCUUAAAAUAAACAGAAUUUCGAUAAAUUAA
Molecule: messenger RNA, 4490 nt
Organism: Drosophila ficusphila
Lineage: Eukaryota; Metazoa; Arthropoda; Insecta; Diptera; Drosophilidae
Gene: aus
Exons: 15
Coding region: 1054-4206 (1050 amino acids)
Source: RefSeq, a predicted model, not a curated record